AUGGAACGUCGAAAGCAAGGUAUCUUGAAUGAAUCACAUCGAACUAAGCAUUGGGAUCUUAUAUCAGUCUUUCUGGAAAGUUUUGGCCAAAUUUUGUGUUUUUCAAAGGUGUCGCGCGACGCAAGUGGUCAAAAAUUGUCGGAACCACUGAUACGAUUGACCAGCAGUGUGCAGAUCCUGAGAAAGAGGCCGAGAUUUUUCUUUUUUUGUCUGGCCACUCAGUUGGCUCGCUCUCGAGUAAGUUCUGGGAUCUUCUUGAGCUGAUCGAGAAAGUUUUUCUGCGUUUUCUUGUUGUUCUGGCCAGUUUUCGUAUUUUUUUAGCUUUGCGUCCAUAGGGUUAUUAUAAUUUAAUGUUUUUAAAAAUACAAAGUAAUAUUAUUUUAGCUAUGCCGGAGAUUAGGUCAGCCGAGCAGCUGAAAGAACAAGGUAACAAGAACUUUCAACGUGCUGAAUAUCAAGAUGCUAUUGAUGCUUACACAGAAGCGAUUCAAUUACAACCUGAAAAAGAGCUCAAGAUUGUGUUGUAUCGUAAUCGAGCUAUGGUUAGACUAAAGAUUGAAGAUUUUGAAGGAGCUGAAAGCGAUUGUGACAAAGGUAACGUUAAUUUUGUAGUUUUUAUGUUUUUAGUGUUGGAAUUGGAUGGAGCUGACAGUAAAGCAUUGUAUAGAAGAGCCUUGGCAAGAGAACAAUUGGAAAAAGUUGGCCAAGCUUUCAAAGAUGCUAAAGAAGCGGCACGGCUUCAGCCUGGUGACAAGUAAUUUUUUCUGUGAUUUUCUAUCUAGUGGCAUGAAAGGAAUGAAUCAUGAGGAUAAUUUAUAUAAAAAAUAAUGCUGCUUUUUUACAACUUAAUAUGUGUUAUGAUAAAAUUUUAGAAAAAUUAAGGAAUUAUGUGAACAUCUAGUCAAGUUGAACACAGAAAAAAUGAAGUUGGCCAAUUCAACAGAGAACCGUGUAAAAGAGAUGUUGAAGAUGAGUUUUAAUGAGAAGGAUGACGAACAAAAAAAGAAAGCCAUGAACAACUUACUCGUUUUGGCUAGAGAAUCUGAAGAUGGAGCUAGAAAAGUAUGGCAAGCUGGAAUGAUUGUAAACGAAUUGCUGAAUGUUGUUAAAGACAAGGACAAUUGGUCGGAAGAGUUGGCUACAAAUGCUUUGCAUAUUUUGGAUGAGCUGAUCAAGAAAAGGGAAAGGGUAAGGAUUUUUGUUGUAUUUUGGUAAAAAUAGAGACAUGAAGUUUGGUAUUAACUUUAGCUUUACAUCAAAUCAUUAAAUUUUGUUGUGUUUUAGGCAAUGAAACUAAUCGAACUAGUUCCCAUCCCUGUCUUGACAAGGAUUGGCGCCCUUCGUCCUUCUAAAGAAUUUGUCGAUGCAGCUCAAAUUGUAAUCGAAAGACUCUUCAGUGCUUUGGCUGCCAUGGACCGGUCGAAGAGCAUAAAGCCAGAUCCGGAAGUGGCAGAACAGAACAAACUACACAUAAUCAAAUUGAUUUUAGAGUUGGAGGAAAUUAUGACUGAUCCUCAAUAUUCGGCACCAGUACGAGAAAUGUGUAUUGAUUUGUUUUUGAAAAAUCUGAUGCACAUGGAUGGUGGAUUGCCUCGAGGCUGGUCUUGGAGAUUCGUCGAAGAUCGAGGACUUUUGAAACUAUUGCACGUCGCUUCGCAAAUCCCGGAACAAUGCGAAUAUCCUGUUAGUGCUGAAACGAGGCAGCACGUUGCUCUUUGCUUGGCCAGGUUGUAUGAUGAUAUGGUUUUCGACACCAAGCGGGCAAUUUACAGCGAAAAGGUUGACAUGUUCUUUAAGUAAGUUAAUAUUUAUUUAUAAUACUUUUAUAUUUUACAAAUAAUAUACCUUUUAAUAUUUUCAGUGCUUUAAUGGCCAAAAUUAGUGACGAAGCUACACAAAUCAAGAUGUGUGCUUUCUUAAUUACCAUGCUACAGGUAUGUUUUACUAGAGGAUAUUUUUUAUUGCUUUUUAGGGUGCUGUUGAUCUCGGAAUGAAAUUGGUUACAAACGAUGCCAUAACAGCUUUAAUGUUACAGAUGGCUGGCAGUUCUAACAAUUUACAUCAGGUAAAAAUGUCUUUAAUAGUUGUUAAGUUAAAUUUUAGAAAACAGAUUAAAUAAAAAAUUUCAGAAAAAAUGAAGCUUUGAUAAAAAUUCAAAAAAAAUUGAAGGUCAGACGUCAAAUUGAAAUAAUUUUUUAAUAUUACAGUACAUCGCCGUAGAACUUAUUGUACAAACCGUAUCGAAACAUGAACGUGCUAUGGCUGUGGUGACAAACGGAAUCCCAGUACUUCGCAAGCUGUUUAACUCGGAUGACCACAAUGUCAAAGUCAGAGCGUUGGUGGUAAGUCUCCUUUAUUGUAAUAUGAAAACUUUUCUGGAGUAAAAUUGUACUAAUGGAUUCAUAUAUAAUAUAUAACCAUUUAGGGUUUGUGUAAGUGUGCAUCAGCUGGAGGCGAUGAUUACAGUAAGCAAACUAUGGAAGAAGGUACUACAAUAACUUUGGCCAAGACCUGCAAAGAGUUCUUGUUAGACACAGAAAAGUACUCUGUAGAUGUCAGAAGAUUUGCUUGCGAAGCCUUGUCGUACCUUACACUCGACGCAGAUGUCAAAGAACUCAUUGUUACGGAUGAAACUCUCAUCAAAGCAUUAGUAUCAUUGGGAAAAGUCGCCGGUGCUCUUUGUGUAUUCACUUUGGCCAACAUCUACGUCAACCUCACCAACUCGUACGAAAAACCCAAGGUGGAGGAAGAAUUGGUCAAACUGGCCCAGUUUGCCAAACACCACGUCCCAGAAACACAUCCUUUGGAUACAGAUGAGUAUGUAGACAAACGUGUCAAAGCUCUAGUCAAAGGUGGCGCCGUUACUGCGUGUGUAGCUAUAUCAAAAACUGAAAGCAAAAAGGCCUUGGAAUUGUUAGCACGGUGUAUGCUGGCCUUUUGUACGGAUCAAGAACUGUGUGGUCAGAUUGUCAGCGAAGGAGGAGCGAAAUUACUUUUAACGUUAUACAAAGAAGCCGAUGGGGAUGGAAAAGUCAAAGCAGCUCACGCAUUAGCAAAACUUGGGGUAGCUUCCGAUCCCAACAUAACUUUUGCCGGCCAACGUAUGUAUGAAGUUGUGAAACCGAUGGCUGAGUUGCUACAUCCUGAAGUUGAAGGUCUAGCCAACUACGAUGCUCUGCUAACCUUGACCAACCUUGCCAGCGUCAGUGAUUCCGUUCGGAAACGAAUUAUGAAGGAGAAAGCAAUCCCGAAAAUUGAAGAAUUCUGGUUCAUGACUGAUCAUGAACAUCUUAGGGCGGCCGCAGCUGAACUAUUGUUGAACAUGUUGUUUUUGGAAGAGUUUUAUGAAUAUUCUAUUGAAGUAGGUUUUUUUUAAAUUUUCAAGCAACAUUUUCAGAGCUUUGUUGUUGUGAAAUAAUCACAAUUUUUCAGGGAUCAAACGAAAGAAUCAAACUAUGGGCGUUGUACUGUGACGAAGGUGAAGACCGGCUUCAACUAGCUUCGUCAGCUGGCUUCGCCAUGUUGUCUCAAGACGAAAGAGCUGCAAAAAAGUUCCUUGAAGAAAUCAAAUCUUGGCCGGAACUUUUUGUAGAAAUUGCCCAGAAUGAGCAUCCAGAAGUCCAACGGAGGUCAAUCAUGGCCAUUGCUAAUAUAGUGGAACAUUCGGAGUCACUUGCAGCUCAAGUCAUGGCGGUAGGUGAAAAGAAAACCCGUUGUUUAGGGAAGUGAAAGGAUAAAUGAUGGUUUUAUGCUAACUUGUUACAUCAAAAGAAGAAUAAUUCUUUUCAGACUGAAGUGUUCAAGAUUCUAGUUGCUGUUUGUAAGGUAAAAACGACCGGAACUGAACGUGAAGGCGCUGUUAAAGAAGCACAGCGUGCGUUAGACGCGGCCGAACGCUUUGGAAUUAUAAAACCAACCGACAGGGAAAUAUUCGAGAAGAAAAGUCAACUUUCAACCGUGCCUGAAGUGUAA
Bursaphelenchus okinawaensis is the source of this 3972-nucleotide messenger RNA. The record is from the annotation of a GenBank genome assembly. NCBI's taxonomy places the organism in Eukaryota, Metazoa, Nematoda, Chromadorea, Rhabditida, Aphelenchoididae.